This is a messenger RNA of Didymodactylos carnosus, 654 nucleotides long. The record is from the annotation of a GenBank genome assembly. NCBI's taxonomy places the organism in Eukaryota, Metazoa, Rotifera, Eurotatoria, Philodinida, Philodinidae.
AUGAGGACGUCUCUACGGAAUUUACCCUUCGAUAGCCAAACAGCGUUAGCGUUUAUGGUUAUGGAACUUGGGGGUGAUAAUUUAGAAGAGCAUUGUAAAAAAUUAAAUGAGAUAGUCAAUGAACGUACCAGAUCAAAAGAACGUCAUCAUGCACGAAAGUCACUAAGAGGAGAAUAUAUUCCUGAUAAAAAUCGAAAAGAAAUUUGGAAACAAUUGGUCAGUAUUUUAAAUACAUUACGUAAAUAUAACAUAGUUCAUCUCGAUUUAAAGCCAAUGAAUUUGGUGUUUUUUGGACCAUAUAUGAAACUUGUCGAUCUUGGAAUUGCAAAAAAAACAAACACUAUAUGCCAUGGACGAGCUGGUACAGAAGGUUACACUGCUCCCGAAGUCUUUUUUGCGCCACCUGGUACCAGUCUUGUUACAAACUUCAAAGCCGAUAUAUGGUCAGCUGGAGCCAUACUUUACUAUAUGACCUAUGGUUUACCACCAAGAUCUCCACCUGCAGCUCCGUAUGCCCCGCCACCGGGAUUAACUCCCACGAGAGAUCAAGGUGUGAUAGAUAUUCUACGUCAUUGUUUACAUCGUGAUUCAAACAUGAGACCAGAUCCUGUCUGGUUACGCAAUCAUCCAUACACACAUAGUCAAGCCAAUUAG